GGAGUGGCUCUGGAUCGCCAGUCUGGAUGCCGCCAGGAUGGCACAGGCAACCCCGAACCAGCCCUACUUCCGAUCCGACAGCAGCGACUCUGCCGCCCACAUGCUGGGCGACGGGCCACGGGCCGAGAAGUACUGUCGGAAGAAGCGCUGCAGCCCAGUCUGGCUGGCGGUGGCCGCCAUGGGCAUCCUGGCCCUGCAAAUCGCCUCCACCACCGGCCUCUUCGUUUACUUCACGAUGUCCAUCUCCAAGCUGAAAGCCCAGGCCCAAGGCAGCUCCGAGGAGGGGCACUGCCUCCUGCUCCUCAGCCGAAUGCAGGAACUUUCAGACCUGGAUGAGCUGAUCGGCAACCAGUCAUGCCUCAAGCUGGCCAGCAACAUCAAGGCCUAUGUUGCCAUGGUGACGGACAGCAUUAUUCGUAAGAGUGCUCAGACUGAUACUUCAAACAAGCCCACCAACUCUUCUGGUGGACAGCUGAUGAUCAGGCAACCAGGCAGCAAACCUUCAGCACACCUCACACUCAGGGGGUGGAAGCCAUCCCAGGCAGGAAGCCCAAGCCUCUUUGGGGAGCUGCCUCAGUCCUGCCAGCUCCCAAUUCCCUACUGGACCAGCAAAACCAUGCAUUCACACUUGCAGAACCUCACCUACCAGGACGGCAUGCUGCACGUGAGCCAGGCAGGCAAAUACUACAUCUAUGCCCAGAUCUACUUCCACUACCCCACAGAAGGCAUGGAUUCCCAGGCCUUGGGCCAUCAGCUGGUGCAGUGCAUCAACCUCCAGAGCACCAAUGGGCAGACCAUCCCACUACUGAAAGGUGUGGGCACCAAAUGCUGGGCACGGGAUGCCACUUAUGGGCUCCACGCUCUUUACCAAGGAGGCCUCUUUGACCUCAAAGCUGGCGAUAAGCUCUUUGUGUCUGUCUCUACUCUGCACAUCAACUACAACGAUGAAGAAGGCACCUACUUUGGAGCCUUCCGUCUUGAUGCAUGAAGAAGUGGAGCCGUUUUGCAAAACAGUCUCCUGCUGGAAGGCGCCAGCUGUAGAGUUGGGCAGGUCAUUACAUUACCCCUUCCGCUUAGGAGUGAAUGUAUUGACAUCUGAACCAGAUGCACUGGCUUAUCUCAACAGACAAUGCCCUGUGUCAGGGCUCCUGCCUACUGUUGCUGCAUAGCUUCAUAGGCUCAGCAUCUCAACAUUUUCCCCGUUGUUAGUGACUCUCAUCAAGAUUGCUCCCCAGAGGCAAGAGACCUCUCAAGACCCAGUGGGAACAUGGGCAUCCUGGGUAGAGAGGACCAUGAGAGUAUCUUGCAGUCUGUGGCCAUAGCAGGAACUUUAGGAGUCCUUGUUGCAAGACUCUGUUCUCUCUGUUGUUUGUCCACAUGUGCUCGAGUGAAAAGAGGCACUGCUGGCAAUGAAUGGGCCAUGAGGCAGUGCAUGAGCCAUGGAAAGCAGGUACUUUUUCUGCCAAGCAGCUAGAACUGGAGAAAUAAGGAACUCCAGAAGCCUCAUCCAUCUAACAGAUAUGUAGAGGAAUACUACACACUAGUCUCAUGUCACUGUUUCUAGGCAGCUUGGUGCUUGGAUUGAGGGCAAGAAAAGUGGCCUCUAAGAGGGCAUCUUUAGGGGGCUUUUUUGGAACAGGACCUCACGCUGGCUGUCUUUCAAGUCUUGCCUAUAUGUGAUUUGUUUUC
Messenger RNA from Heteronotia binoei (common prickly gecko), 1689 nucleotides. RefSeq names its product tumor necrosis factor ligand superfamily member 10-like. Gene Ontology annotation, cellular component: membrane. NCBI's taxonomy places the organism in Eukaryota, Metazoa, Chordata, Lepidosauria, Squamata, Gekkonidae. Gene Ontology annotation, molecular function: tumor necrosis factor receptor binding. The record is from RefSeq and is a predicted model, not a curated record. Gene Ontology annotation, biological process: immune response. The transcript is spliced from 5 exons. Bases 38 to 988 code for a protein of 316 amino acids.